GUGGUCAACACAAUAAGCAUCUUGCCCGCCAACAAGGCAACGAGACGCUCACAUUUUUCCUCCAUUUCACAACCCCACAACUUCAUAAAUAGCCUCCAACAUGUUCAAGCAUUCCCAGCAACGAUCACAACAAAACAACAACAAGACCCAAAGUCAACAUGGAACCUCUCAGAUAGCGACAAAAUCCCUAGAAUUAACACCCUCCAGAACGAAAAUGGACAAGCUCUCCAUUUCGGAAGGUUCACUCCAGCGCUACAUCGCGGACGGAGACGAAGUCGAUAGUCAGAGCGAAGAAAUAGUAUCAUCCCCUCUUCCUCCUUCAGAACUUAGAAGAGGGGGAAGAAUCUCUGCUCCCCUAUUAGCCACUCAACCGGGUGCUGUCCGUGUCCAAGGCAUUUCUCCGUCGGGUGGAGGGCUUUCUCAAGACUCAGAUAACGACGAAAGCUCCUCCUUCUACUCGGACGAACAAUCACGAAACUUUCAAACACCGCUUGUGAAUGCUGAACUUGUGGUACAACCAGACGAAGUGAUUCCUGCCCUUCCCAUUAUGAGAUCAGCCACCGAGGCCACGAUCACCACAAACCACAUUCCAGCAGAAAUCUUUGAAGCAACACCCGUCAAUCCACAGGAAGAACACGACAAGCCACAGCCAAAACUCUCCGAAUUACUCCAAAACACCACUGUCAGAAUCGUCCUGGUUGUUUUGAUUUUGAUCAUUCUCGGUUUGAUAGUUGGUGUGAUUUUGGGACUCAGCACUAGACAGGUUGUUAUUGAGGUCGAAGACGAAGGAGAGCUUGAUUCCUUCUUCCAGUCGGUGAGCAGUGACAAUGACGACUGAUUCCAUCAAGCGCCAUGAUGCCACAUCAAUUGACUAGACACUAUACAGUAGUAGUAUCGGCAGAUUAAAAUGUAAUCCAGCAGUUUUAGAAUGCAUUGUGUAAAUGUAUGUAUGCAUGUAUGG
Seminavis robusta is the source of this 961-nucleotide messenger RNA. Lineage: Eukaryota; Bacillariophyta; Bacillariophyceae; Naviculales; Naviculaceae. The record is from the annotation of a GenBank genome assembly.